UGGGAUUGGCUUUCAGUCAGGCAGGGAAAUACUAGCCAAUCCUAGGACUAUUCAGGAAUGUGAGCUCCAGCCAAUUCUAGUACGAGACGCGGGACACCAGCAUCCAAUCGUGGCGCAGGAGGCCGGACACUAAUAGCCAAUCCGGGCUCAGAAAGCUGGUCACUCGUAGACAAUCCCAGCGUAGGAGGCGGGAUUUUUGCUGGGAUACGGAUGGGGGGACGAAAAAAAACUAAUAGCGCCUGAGGAAGCGCCGCCGCCUGGGGGAGAAGACGCCAGACCCUCGCCUUUUCCCGCCGGCCCUCUCCGCUUCGCUCUCCGGCCCCGUCACCGGGAGAGAUCCGCGGUGGCGACGAGAGAGGAGGAGGGGGAGGAGGAUGCGCUCAGGCCGCGAGAGGCGAAGGGAAGCGGGAGAUGAUAUCAGCGGCAUCAGCACCAACGGGGCGCUAGGCUAGCUAACUGCCCCCUUCUCCCGUAACCACCAUCACCUCCUCCAGCAGCCUCCUCCUCCACCACCAUUAGCACCACCACCACCUGCUGGCUUUCUUCGUUAACGUUAUCAACCCCCCCUCGCGGUAAAAAAGCAAUGCUCGUGUGAGGGAUGAGGCUGGAGAGAGGCACGUCAGGCCAGAGCCGCGGCCUAGAUCUUCUCCCCUUAGCCGGGCUCACCACCGCUAGAGCAAGUGCAGCAUCCGCCAACGCUUCGCCACCAUCACACCAGCAUCUUUGGUCAGUGAAGAGAUCCAGGAGCAUGAGCAGGACUCUGUGUGGCAGGAGCAGAUGUCAGGGUAUAAGCGCAUGCGGCGGCAGCACCAGAAGCAGCUGAUCGCCCUAGAGAACCGGCUAAAGGCCGAGAUGGAUGAGCAUAAGCUCCGGCUGCAGAAGGAAGUGGAGACCCAGGCCAACAACACCUACAUUGAACUGGAGCGGCUGGCCAAGAAGCAGACCAUCCAGUUGGAAAAGGAGACAAAGUCAACAGCUGCAGAGGAGAAGAGAAUACAGCAACAAAUCUUGGUCCAGCAGAAGAAGGAGCUGACCACCUUCUUGGACUCACAGAAGAAGCAGUACAGGCAAUGCAGAGAGAGAAUGAAGGAGGAAAUGAAUGAGGACUCUAGCACACCGAAGGAGGAGAAGCAGGAGCGUUUGUCACGCCACAAGGAGACAAUGCAGCGUUCCCAAGCAGAGGAGGAAGCGCAACUGCUGAACCAGCAGAGGAUGGUCUAUGAGAGGAGCUGUCGUGCUCUAAAGAGACGAAGCCUCAUCAAAAAGCACGAGUUUGAGCAGGAACAGAUACGGGAGGAGCUGAACAAAAAGAAAAACCAGAAAGAGAUGGAGCAUGCCUUGAUGAUUCGGCAGGAUGAGUCUACCCAGGACCUGGAGCGGCGGCAGCUGGAGAGCCUGCAGAGGUUGCGUAUGGAACUGAUCCGCUUACAGCACCAGACUGAGCUGGAAAACCAAGAGGAGUACAAUAAUCGUCGCCAGAGGGAGCUGCACAGAAAGCACGCUUUGGAGCGCCGGCAGCAGCCUAGGAACCUUAAGGCAUUGGAGAUGCAAAUCAAAAAGCAAUUCCAGGAUACCUGCAAGGUUCAGAACAAGCAGUAUAAAGCUCUAAGGAACCAUCAGCUUGAGGUCUCCCCCAAGAGUGACCACAAAACCCUGCUGAAAUCUUUGAAAGAAGAGCAGACCCGCAAGCUUGCAGUGCUGGCAGAACAGUAUGAGCAGAGCAUUAAUGAAAUGAUGGCAUCACAGUCGCUACGUCUGGAUGCUGAGCAGGAGGCAGAGUGCCAAGCCUUGAAGCGGCAGUUGCAGCAGGAGAUGGAGCUUCUGGAUGCCUACCAAAGUAAGACGAAGGCGCAGACUGAGGCCCAGCACGAGCGGGAGGUGCAGAAGUUGGAGCAGAAGGCGUCUUUGCGCAGGGCUCACUUGGAACAGAAAAUGGAAGAGGAGCUGGCUUCACUUCAGAAAGAACGGACAGAAAAAAUUAAGCAUUUAUUUGAGCGCCAGGAGCGGGAGUUGGAGACAUUUGACGCAGAGAGUGCCCGACUAGGAUUCGGAAGUUUGGCCUCGUUUGACUUCCCCAAGGAGGAUGACAGAUGAUCGAACCCAGGCUGACAUGGCCAUUCAAUGCUGAUGUCUGUGGACACAUUGUGCCUGUGCUGUCCCUGACUGUUGGAUUUACCAAGAUCACCUUUACAGUGACCAUGCUGGAGCAGUCUUUUCAAAUAUCUUCAUUCUUAUUGGCUGGGGGGAGAGGGAAGCACUCUGUAAUUCUUAAGAAAGCAACAGCUACCAACAUGAGUGACUUAAUGGAGCUCAGAAAGGGAUCAAUCUAGAAGAACUGACCUUUUCUCCAUGCCGUGUUGAACCCACUUUUGGUAUUAAAUCAGUAAUUCAGGAUAUUUUAGUACAAGUAAGCACUUUGAUAUGUUUAAGUAUGAACCCAACAUGUAAGUGAACAUAUUGUGCGAAAAUGCCUUUGGUGUUAUCAAAGGACAUUGCGACUGUAGAAUGUGUCCUACGUCUUCACCGUGGCUAUUAGCUGUUUUGUCUUUGUUUAUCACGGCGAAUGUGAAUGCUGUUGACAAAAGCUGUAUGCAAAAGCAGGUUUUGAAACAGUGUCUGAUUUUAAAAAUAUGGUGAAUAUAUUGAGAGCAUUCAAUUACUUUCAUAUUGUGGUAGAACACACUUCUUUUUGAAAAGGUUAAAAAACUCUAAAUGAUAUAAUUUAUUUAUUGUUCAGUAUCCUAAAUUAAUUGCCAUUAGUUAUAUCAGGGUGUGAAUUUAUUACAAUGAAUCAAUUCUGUCAGACUCCUUACUGGUAUUAUUGCAUGCACUUUAAAAACAAAUUCAGGUUGUGAAAUGGAGCAUGGAUCUGUCAGAGAUUUUAGCUGUGUGUAAAUAAAAAGUGGUCCAUAGCAGUUUUGUUUUCAUGGCUAUUGAUACUGAACAUAAGCUUUAUCUUUGAUAUGAAAUUGCCAAAUUGCCAAAUGCCUUUAAGUUAUGUUGAUGAAUGUUUUAUUUAUUUAUUUAUUAUUUUUUGCCCUGACAACAUCAUUGUUUGUUGAAUUGUGAUUCAUUCAAUGUGGAGUUCUCACUGCUCUUGUACAGGGAAAAUGGUGCAAUUUGUGUUGUAAACAUUUUAUAUAAAUAUUUGUAUAUGAUAUCCUAAAUAGGGGUUUACACAUGUAUUGGUCAGUUGUUGCCAACAGGAGUUUACGAAAGUCUUAUUCAGAGUAGGCACAGGAAGGUCAAACUAUUUUUGUAAGCAAAAUAGAGGGAAUUGCCAGCUUCACUUGUAAUGUGACAAAAUUGUUGACAACAUGUUUUCUGAUCAGGCUGUGAAUUGCCAUCAUGGUGUUCACAGCAGGCUGGCGUUCAAAGUGAGCAACAACUAAAAAUUAAAGUGGUACUUUUACAAAUCAUAGUCUUUAAGAAAGGAGUAUGUGGGGACAAUUCAUAUCUUUUUAAACCCUCAAAAAGAUUCAUAUCUUUUCUAAACUCACUUACAUCACACUAUGCAUAACUGGCAUAUAACAUGUUGUCUGAUACCAACUAAAGGACACCAUUCAGUUGAGUAUUUUGUGACUGUCAUUACAGGCCUCUUUUCAAACAAAGCCAUUGUUGAAACUGCCAUUGCACAAGUGAACUGAUGUUUUAACUAAUAAACUCAAUGAAGUUUU
Astyanax mexicanus (Mexican tetra) is the source of this 3677-nucleotide messenger RNA. It is a transcript of the gene taok3b, whose product is annotated as TAO kinase 3b. Gene Ontology annotation, biological process: execution phase of apoptosis. Lineage: Eukaryota; Metazoa; Chordata; Actinopteri; Characiformes; Acestrorhamphidae. The coding region runs from base 778 to 2094 and encodes 438 amino acids. The record is from RefSeq and is a predicted model, not a curated record. The transcript is spliced from 8 exons.